Molecule: messenger RNA, 1811 nt
Organism: Cynoglossus semilaevis (tongue sole)
Lineage: Eukaryota; Metazoa; Chordata; Actinopteri; Pleuronectiformes; Cynoglossidae
Gene: cdc42ep5
Product: CDC42 effector protein (Rho GTPase binding) 5
Exons: 2
Coding region: 238-1140 (300 amino acids)
Biological process (GO): positive regulation of actin filament polymerization; Rho protein signal transduction; positive regulation of pseudopodium assembly
Cellular component (GO): cytoplasm; cytoskeleton; plasma membrane
Molecular function (GO): small GTPase binding
Source: RefSeq, a predicted model, not a curated record
GCCUGGACUCGCCACUGUCUGGAAAAGUCGAGGGCGCGCUCAUCCUGCACGUUCGCGUCACUUCCUCAGUCUUUGCCCAUCCCUUUGGAAAAAAAGGAAAAUUCUCACACAGACAAACGACCGCAAGAAAAAAGAGCGAGGGAAAGUCGAGGAGGAGGAAGUGUGGGCAAAAGCCAGAUGAAAAAGUUGGGAACCGUCAAGGAAAGAGAGUGACGACCACUAUUGACGUCUUAAACCAUGCCACUUCACAAAUCAUCCCGGGCCUCUCGCUUGGACCCUACCAUGAUCUCAGCUCCCCUGGGGGACUUCCGCCAUACCAUGCACAUUGGAAGAGGAGGUGAUGCUUUUGGGGACACUUCUUUCUUGUCCACACUUGGUCCAAGUCCUGCCAGCACUGACCAGGGAAGCCCAGGGAACAUUCCAGAUGUGGAUCCCGAUGAUCUUCACACAGAUGGUCCCGGCGGCCCACCCAACGACGAGCCUCAGCACUCUGAAUCUGUGUCUUCACUCACCCUGGAACUGGACUUAGACCUGGGCCCGUCCAUGCUGGGUGAUGUGUUAGGAGUCAUGGAUGGGUUGGCGUUGGAACAGGAUGUUUUCAGCCCCAAAAGUGACACAUCUUUAAUGGAAACAAAGCAGGGAAAAGGAGUCACAGGGACAUCUGCGAACAUGGAGAAUGAGCUGAAUGGAAAGAACUUGGUUGGCUUGGAUGGAGACCAGUUGGGAGACAGCAGGAUACCAGGUGGGAGUAGCGUCAAGCAAAAAGGGUUAAAACCAAAGGUGAGAUUCAGUGACAAACGAGAGGAGAUCAUACAUCAGUCAGUGGAAGAUGAAGAGAGUCAAGAGCUCGACUUACAGGAAGACAAUCAGCUGGUGAGCUCAAGUCCAACCAGGGACGAGGUUGAGAGAGGUGAGCGGGGAGUAGAGGAGGGGGAAGCCGUGGUCACUAACCACCAAAUGGACUUCCCACCAAGUCCUGCCUCGUCACACAGCUCAGAUGGUGAUGAAGCCAUCCCAUUGGACAGGAGGAGGAUGGACAGCUGCCACUCGGAGACUGAUUCAGAGGAGGAGGAGGAGGAAGGAGAGACAGGAAGAGGCUACACAUUUGAAGAUGAGUUUGAUGAUGAAAUUGGUCUUUAAGAAAAAGCUGUGGAAGCUAUGGAAAACAAAUCUAUGCUGUUCAGGAUAUUCAGGAAACUGUAUGUUGUCCAUGUUAGCAUCUUAGCAGAGGGUGAUUCAAAGUGGAUUUUUAGUGAAGAUGUCGUUUCUCAACUGACAUUUAAAUGUCAAAUCUCCACCUCAAAAUCCAGUCAAAUGUUCAAAUGAAAUGUACUAUGUAGCACUUUGAUGUCAUUCCUGUAGGAUCCUCGCUCUGACGGAGACUUCCUGUUCUAAUGUGAGUGGAUCAUCAUUAGUUAUCUCCUGUUUAUUCAUUCAUCUUUUUGUCGACUUUAAAAGCUUCAACUGUCUGGACGGGAGAUGUUGUCAGAAAACAAAGUUAUUCUGUGUAUUAUGAAUUACUGUGAAUUGUCACAUUCCUGAAAUGACGUUGAUUCUCCAGUUUGGGCUUCAUCAAACCAACAGGGCUGCCAGGGCCAGACUGAUGAGAAAAUGCUUGGACAAUCGUGUAAUUAUUAAGUGUAAGACGGGGGCUCAGCGGUGUAUUUGGUCGCAUGUGUCUUUGUCCCUACAUGUUCGAUGCUGUGUGUUUGUUUCAUGCUGUUUAAGGGAGAGGUGGUUACAGUCAAAUAUAUAACCUGUGUUUAAGUGAUGAUUACAGUUCAAACAAUAAACCUCUUGGGAUUUGAUAG